AUGUCGGUUGUACUCAUGAAGGUAUGUGUAUGCCUCUUCAAGUGCAUCUUGCCGACUAGUCCAAUAACAUGUUGCCUUUAAAGGGUAGUGUAUGCUCUCCACUGUAAUCAACGGUUUCUUCACCAACAUUCCGAACUUGCACUCUUGUAACUGACUGUAUGGUGUUCUUUAAUGGGCUUAGUGUCCAUAGCACUACCAGGUCUUCAUUAUCCACCCUUAUCGUGCAAUGGCUUGAACAGCAAAAUCUGCUUGUUUCAAUGUCCUUGUUUACAACACCAUUGCACUGCUGUCCAUUGCUCAGUGUAAAUUUUACUUUUUUAAAGUUUAAGGUUAUAACUGGAAAUGAUGGAAUUCUCUAUGGGAAUGAAGCAUGUUUGAUUGAUGUAAUUGUGACUUUAAUCUCUGUAGUGUCAUCUGCAAAAUGAGUAAAGCAUAUAUCUAUAUAUCUCCUCAAAAUUAACCAUGUGAGGAAAAAUUCACACCAAGUACACAAACAUAAAGGAUGAAAGGAAGCAAAUUCAAGUUGAAAGGGCACUAUGGAUUUUGAAGUUUAUUCGUCUUUAUAGUCGCGUUUAGUCAUAAGCAUUGACAUGAUUGUAGAUAUAUUUCUAAAUUAUUACUGCUUCACAGGCAUGUCAGAAGUCAAUCAACCCUCACAGAUAUAGUUAAAUGUGUAAUAAAAUGCACCAACAGUGUUCAUUUUGUCUUUAUUAUAUUUUAGUACAUGUGGAUAUUUCAAAAGAUGAGCCUGUCACAUUGCCAAAAAGUGCAACCAAAGAAUUACGGAGCAUAACUGUCAUGAAUGUUGACAUUUAUGAGACCUGCAUAAGGAAAUUGGAACCAAGGCAAAUGAUAAAUGAUAACAUUAUUAAUAUGCUGUUAAAGUAAGUGCUACUUUUGCAAAACAAGUAGGUCAUACUAAGUGUAAAUGCUACAUGUGAGAAUAUUUUCCAUUGCAGAGAUUUCAAGGAUUGCAAAAUUCCAUUUGUGAGCACAUAUUUUUAUACUGCUCUAUGUGGAGAACAAGGUUCCAAUACAUUGAGGUACAUGUCUAGUUAAUUCAAAUUUAUUAUCUACUGUAUAUUACAAUGAAAGACAACAUUGGAAGCAUUUAAGGUUUUUAGUGAUUUUGAUGCAUUGUAAAUAUUAUUAACUGGUGCUGUCUGCACCAAUCCAAAAUUACAAAAUAGGGUUGGGCCUCUGUUUCUUGAAGAAUCAGGUAAGAAGUUUUUGAAAUCUGUUUUGAUUAUUCAAACUUUUACCACUAUAGGCGGUGCUACGAGAAUGCAGAAGUGUUCUUUAAACCAGAGUUAUGGACAAAUGAUUUUUUAUUCAUACCAAUAAACAGAAGGUAAUAUAAAUUAAAUAAUGUAUGUGUACCAACAAUGAUGCCCUUCCCUUUCCCUAUUAGUUUUGCAACAAGGUACAUAUUGGUUAAAUUGUAUAAUAUUUUGUGUUUCAGUUACCACUGGCUAUUGGCUGUCAUCACUCCAUGGUAAGAAUCAAAAGUUUAAAACAAACAUCUUAAACAUUUCAUGCCCAACGUUAAGUUAAAAUUUGAGAAAAAAUGAUUUUUUGUAGGCAUGUCCUCAUAAUGGAUUCUUUAACUUGGGAUAUUGGAAGUAGGAGAAAGGAGUUUAGUCUCCUUUUCAGGUAAGAUGCAUUUGUAUUAUGAUUUAGACAUUUGUAUCAAAAUCAGCAGACCUGCCAAGUCUCACGAUUUUUUAUGCUUUCUCACGAUUAAGUCCCCAAAUCUCACAACUUUUGGGCAAAAUCUCUGCUAAAACCACAAAUGAUUCUAAACACCUGUGGAAAAAAGAAAUACAUGCUAUUAUUUCAUGAUACUUGACACUGGAAACUACUGAAGCCAUAAAAAAACCCAGCUUAUUUUUAAUAAGCCUUGCAAUAUGGUUAUAUUAACAAAAUAUAAAUGCAUACUAUCCUAAGAUUGAAUACCUAUUGAUUAUUUUCUAGUGUUGUUAAAGUGAACCCUGGUCAUAUUAAUGAGCAAACCUAAAAAUUUCUAAGUCUCGCGAUUUUUCAGUCAAUCUCACAACUUUUUAGAUAGCAACUCACUAUUUCUGCUACUCAGGGGUUGGCAGGUCUGAAAAUGUGUUUUGUUACAAAGUUAUUUUACAAAGUUGUUUUUUUAUUCUAUAUAGAUUCUUUGAGCAUUUGUGCAAAAAAAACGCUUUGCUAUGGUGGCCCAUUGUUCUCGUUGAAAAAACACAAGAUGAAAGGAACAUUAUGUAA
Paramuricea clavata is the source of this 2253-nucleotide messenger RNA. The record is from the annotation of a GenBank genome assembly. Lineage: Eukaryota; Metazoa; Cnidaria; Anthozoa; Malacalcyonacea; Plexauridae.